AUGUCUUCCCGCCACCUGAGGAGCGCACAUCGGACUGGAAAGAGCGGGAGAAGAGCGGGAGCACGGCCCUGCACCUGUCGCAGCGCUCCAGAGUCCUUCCCGCUUCUGCGCCCGUCCGAUGCCACACCACAGACAAAAUGCCCCCUCUGCGCCAGUGAAUCCCUCCUGACAAGGGCAAGGAAAGCCGCCCGGGCUGCCGAGCAGAGCGCUGGCACGGGGCCACCGCGCAUCCUGGCACCUUGCUGCUUCUGGAGGGAGCCACAAAAGGAGAAAGGAGGAGGAAGCGACGUGCCUCAGCACAGCUCCAGACCCUGCCUGCGCGCACGCAGUACGGCCGCGAUUUCCCGAGCCGCCAGCCCGGCCCGGCGGGGCCUUCGCCGCGCUGGCAGCAGGCGGGCGGUGAACCGAGGCGGGACGCUCGCAGCGGCAGCACCACGGCUCCCCAGCCGAGCAGCACCGCAGCGCUCACCGCCCGCCCCCGCGCUCAGCCCUGGCAGCUCCCGCUCACCUUUCAGGGACCGUCUCAGCGCAUCUUCCUCCCUCUCUGUCUCUCCCCUCCUCCGUCCGUCCCGCAGCGCUGCCAGUGGCGGCCCAGAGCCCCCGGGCUCGGCGGAGCGGGGCGACCGGCACUACCCCUCCCUUAGCCGGCAGCAGCUCACACUGUCACCUCACCCCCACAUCCCGCCGGCGGCAGCUGCUGCUCCUAAAUUCACGGCGCUCCGGCGGCAUGAAGUCAUCCUCCCCGCCCCCUCCCCGGGCCGCCGCACUCCGCUCUCGCCGCGGAGGGGGAGACGGCCCCUCCGCCCGGCCUCUCGAGCCCCGCCGGACCCUGGCGCUCCACCUUCACUAGAGGGGCCGGCAUUCCCGCGGUUCUACACGCACCCCGCUCCCCGAAGAUCUGCGAGGGGUGGCACGGUCCCCCGGCGGCGCGGCUGCGGGUCGGGGGUCCCUCCCCUGGCACGGCGGCAGGAUGGGCCGCUCCGCCCCGGGCCAGCGUUUUCCCCUCGGGACUCCCCUCGGUGGGCCCGCUCGAACCGCCACCCCCGCGUCCGUCACCGAGGCUGCGCCGGCGUGCCCAGCCCGGCCGUACCGCGGUUAAUGAGGAUCAUUCUGCUCGAACACAACGGAUCAAAAUCUGGCCUUUGAUGCACACAGAUAUUUCCCAUUGAUUUCACUGAGCUCAUUGCAUCUGGAGCUUCAGGCUUAGCAGCCUAUUAAGGUAGCAUGGUGAGCGCAAAGCACAGAUAGAAAAGUUUACCCUGGUAAAGCAGGUGAAGCAUGAGCUGAAGAAAUCUGAGACUUGAAAGAAUCUGGACCAGUACAAUCAAGAAGUGAAAAAAUCUCAGUCCAUCGGGAAGGAGAUCCUGGGUCAUCUCAAUUUCCUGACUACAUGGAAGGUUAAAUACAGCUCUUCAGCAGACAUACCCUCUGUUUUUUGAUUCCUUAGGGAGACUUUCUAUUGACUAUAAUAUUGAGUUGAUUCAAAUAUAAGCACCAAAACUGGCAACACAUCUUUCACAGAAAACAGCAAAUGCUUAUCAUCACAUCUUGUAGCUUAAAGCUUUCAAGCAUUUCUGUUACCUUAUUCUGCAGCUAUUUGGGUGAAUCUGAUUUACUGACUGUGUCAAGACAGCACGACUUCUUUUCAUCUGUCACUUUGGAGUCUGUUUGGUGGGCUCUACCAACCAAGGAAAUGCAUUUGGGCAGACUGUGAAGUUAAGCUGAAUGUGACCUAGUCAGUACACACCAAAUGGAAUGGCUUUCAUAGUUCAUAGAGGUAGACACAAUUUGUCCUACAUCCUUAUAUUGCAUCAUCAUUUCUAGUUCAUUUAAUUUGUAUGUCUGUGUGUGCCCUUUUGUACCUGUAUACAUGUAUUGAUUCUGCAUACACAAUUACUUUCACUUUUCUUGUAUAAAUGCACUAAAAGUAUCAAGCUGUAUUUUAGAUGUUUAGUACUGUAAAAAAUUAUAAAUUAAAAAAUGAAGAUUUAAAGUUGUCUGUAAUUACAUCCUCUUUCCUUGUGCAUGUCCAUCAUUUAAAUAAAUAUUUAUAUAUAACUA
Molecule: messenger RNA, 2061 nt
Organism: Strigops habroptila (Kakapo)
Lineage: Eukaryota; Metazoa; Chordata; Aves; Psittaciformes; Psittacidae
Product: translation initiation factor IF-2-like
Exons: 3
Coding region: 1-1146 (381 amino acids)
Source: RefSeq, a predicted model, not a curated record